GCAGCUAUGAACCUGAUUGGAUAACCGACGACAGGUCCGGGGCUUUGUAAUUGCGGGGAGUGCAUUGCUCCCGGCUGGCUUCGGUCAAAGAAAAACGCCCAACGCAAAGGAAAGUCGGUGAGAGGCCUUUAUGAGCAACGGGAGACUAAUCCACCGAUUUGCCUUUCGUCUUCGUCUUCGUCUUCAGCUUCCUUGAAUUCGAUUCACCGAAUCGAUCGCAAUUGGAUGAGCGCGAAGUGCUUGAUGGUUGUGGCUGUUGAGUUUUGGGCGUUUGAACUUUAGAAGAGAACGAACUAAUUCUGGCUGUCUAUUCGGGACACCAGAGAUGGAUUUGAUAUCUACUUGCAAGGUCAAAUUGGCAUAUUUUAGAAUAAAGGAGCUGAAAGAUGUCCUCUCUCAAUUGGGUCUUUCAAAGCAGGGAAAGAAGCAGGAUCUUGUAGACCGGAUAUUAGGCAUUCUCUCCGAUGAGCGAGUUUCUGGCAUAUGGGCAAAGAAAAAUGCUGUUGGGAAGGAAGAACUUGCAAAGCUUGUUGAUGACAUUUACAGAAAAAUGCAGGUUUCUGGGGCUACAGAUCUAGCAUCAAAAGGACAUGGUUCUUCUGACAGUAGAAAUAUGAGGCUCAAGCAGGAACCUGAAGAUUCUUAUCAAAUGGAAAAAAUUCGUUGCCUCUGUGGAAGUUUGUUGCAAAAUGAUACAAUGAUUAAGUGUGAGGACCCGAAGUGCCAUGUAUGGCAACAUAUUGGUUGUGUUAUUAUUCCAGAGAAGCCUAUGGAAGGUGUUCAACCAGCUCUUCCCGAGAUUUUUUAUUGUGAACUCUGCAGACUCAAUCGGGCAGACCCCUUUUUGCUUACAACGGAACAACCUCUUUGUCCUGUUAAGUUGACACCUAUAAAUUCCCCAACAGAUGGUACAAACCCGAUGCAGAGCAUUGAAAGAACUUUUCACCUUUCAAGGACACAGAAGGACUUGUUGUUGAAACCCGAAUAUGAUCUCCAGGCUUGGUGUAUGCUUCUCAACGACAAGGUUCCAUUUAGGAUGCAGUGGCCACAGUGUCCAGACCUAAAGGUCAAUGGUAUCUCAGUGCGGACAAUCAAUAGACCUGGACCACAAUUGCUUGGGGCCAAUGGUCGUGAUGAUGGCUCUAAUAUCACACAAACUGUCGGAGACGGAGUUUAUAAAAUUUCCUUAACAGGAUGUGACUCUAGAAUUUUCUGUUUUGGGGUCAGAAUUGUAAAGCGGCGUACUGUCCAGCAGGUUAUCAGCUUAAUACCCAAGGAGUCUGAUGGGGAGCAAUUUGAAGAUGCUCUUGCUCGUGUUCGCCGUUGUGUUGGUGGUGGAACUGCAAUGGAAAAUGCAGACAGUGACAGUGAUCUGGAAAUUGUUGCUGAUUCAAUUCCUGUCAACUUACGUUGUCCUAUGAGUGGCUCUAGAAUGAAAGUUGCUGGAAGAUUCAAACCUUGUGUUCACAUGGCCUGUUUCGAUCUUGAUGUUUUUGUGGCGAUGAACCAACGAUCUAGGAAGUGGCAAUGCCCCAUUUGUCUCAAGAACUACUCUCUGGAGAAUAUCAUUAUUGACCCAUAUUUCAAUCGCAUCACAUAUAAGAUGCGAAAUUGUGGAGAAGAUGUGACAGAGAUUGAGGUGAAGCCUGAUGGUUCCUGGCGUGCAAAAGCAGAUGGUGACCGGAGGGAUCUUGGAGAUCUUGGGCUUUGGCACUUCCCUGAUGGUACACUUUAUGCCCCUACAGAUGAUGAUGUUGACCCUAAAUCAGACGCCUUUAAGAACAUCAAACAAGAAGGUGUUUCUGAUGGACAUUCUAGUUUAAAACUUGGAAUCAAGAAGAACUGCUAUGGUUAUUGGGAAUUCAGCAAACCUGAAGAUAUUCAUGGACUUUCUUCUAGUUACAAAUUAGAGAAGCAUGAGAACAACAGUCAGAAUGUAAUCCCUAUGAGUAGUAGUGCAAAUGGAAGUGGUAGAGAUGGUGAAGAUCCUAGUGUCAACCAGGACGGUGGUGGAAAUUUUGAUUUUUCCAACAAUGGGAUUGAACUUGAGUCCAUCCCUCUUAAUAUUGAACAGACUUAUGGAUUUUCUAGUCAAAUUGUGGCUCCAUUGGGGGAAGCAGAAGUUAUUGUUCUUAGUGAUUCGGAAGAAGAAAAUGAUGCCAUGAUUUCUUCUGGACCUGUCUUCAAGAACGUUGGAAUUGAUACUGGUGGAGUCACAUUUCCUCCUCCGCAUGGAAAUCUUGAUUCAUAUCCUGAGGACCCGGCUCUUGGUUCUGGUGCUAGUUCAUGCCUGGGACUUUUCAAUGCUAAUGAUGAUGAAUAUGCUGCGUCAUUCUGGCCUCUACCUCCAGGUACUCAGGCAGGCUCCAGCUUCCAGUUGUUUGCUUCAGAUGCAGAUAUCUCAGAUGCCUUGGUUGAUCUGCAGAAUGGCCCCAUUAACUGUCCUCCCUCUACCAAUGGCUACACAUUAAUGGCAGAAGCUCCCAUGGAUUCUGCUGCUCAUCCCCCAUCAUCUUCUGUCGGUCGCUCAAAUGCUGAUUUAAAUGAUGGUUUAGUUGAUAAUCCCUUGCCAUAUGGUGGGGAUGAUCCCCCUCUACAAUUAUUUCUCACUUCAAGGCCUUCUGAUGCAUCAAUUCAACCUAGUUUGAGAGAUCAGUCUGAUGUGUCAAACUCUAUCCGUUCUGAAGAUUGGAUUUCUCUGAGACUUGGGGGAGGUAGCACUAGUCAUGGUGGUGAAUGUACAACUGCCAAUGGAUUAAAUUCACAGCAGCAAUUACAGUCCAAUGAAAGGGCCAUGGAUUCUUUAGCAGACACUGGUUCUUUGCUUCUUGGUAUGGAUGACAACACAUCUGGGAAGACAAGUAGAGAAAGAUCAGACAGCCCUUUCUCAUUUCCCCGCCAACGACGUUCUGUGAGACCAAGAUUAUACCUUUCGAUUAACUCAGACUCUGACUAGAGUAAUUGGAUGGUGCUUGCCAGGGAUAAGUGCCCUCUGCUAUCAUAAGAAAUUCUCGAGAAGGACAAUUGUGUUGGACUAGGGUUCCAGUCUCUUUAUAUGAUGCCUUGCCCCUAGGUUCUGUAUCAUUCCUGGCCGCCAUAUUCCCCUUUCGCCCCAAAAGAUACUUGCAUACUGUAUAUUAAAAACCGAAAUAAAUGGAAAGAGGAAGGAAAAUGUUGGACAUCCUCUGGUUGGAAGAAUUUAGUUGCUGCAGUGAUUUGGUUAUUCCAUCUGGUUUUACCGUCAAGUUGCAGUUUGUAUCCGUAAACUGAAGAAAGCAGAGAAACGAUUUUGUUGAUGCGAAUGUUUCAGCUUCUGCAAGGUAUGCACUGCGGGGCAGAUUUUGUCCAAGGAAUUUCUGCUCAUGUGUGCUGCGCUGGCUGGCUCCUGGAGCUUUCCACAGAAUAUUAUUCUUUCUACCAAAUUGCUGAAGUAGUCUAAGCAAAAAUGGCCAUGCUACUUGUACAUCAAGAGUUACAUCUUGGGCUACACACAUGCACACAAAUGAUUAAAAUAUCCAUCGCGCCUCACCGUGUUGUCUUACCGCCUUGAGUGAGAGGUAUUUUAAUCAUGCGCAUUACUGCCUCACAUUGCCUCACUGUCUUGCCUCAAUGUCUUAGGUGAAGGAUAUUAUUUUAACUAUAUUGUGUGACCUAAGAUGUAGUCUAAGGAGUACAAAUAGCAUUUUUCCUAGUAAAAAAGGGCAGUCCUGGGGUGGUUAGUUUUUGGACCUUUUCUUUUUCAUUUUAUAGUAACUCGCGACUGCGAGUAGCGAGUUUCUUAACUAGCUGGUCCAAGUGGCAAAUUACAUCCAAUGUAAAAUUGCCAUGCAGGACAGCAUUGGCUUUCCAACGCAGCCAAAAGUAUAAUUUUAUCUUUUUUUCAAAUAGUUUGGGAAUAUUAGUAUUUUGUUGAUUUUCUUAAAUUGUAGUAUUUUUUUAGAAAGAAAAAACCUUCCAUUUUACGCUGCGCAUUAUCAGCUUUG
Messenger RNA from Diospyros lotus (date-plum), 3983 nucleotides. Its product is annotated as E3 SUMO-protein ligase SIZ1. The record is from RefSeq and is a predicted model, not a curated record. The coding region runs from base 326 to 2956 and encodes 876 amino acids. The transcript is spliced from 18 exons. Gene Ontology annotation, biological process: protein sumoylation. Lineage: Eukaryota; Viridiplantae; Streptophyta; Magnoliopsida; Ericales; Ebenaceae. Gene Ontology annotation, molecular function: zinc ion binding; SUMO ligase activity.